Messenger RNA from Gaeumannomyces tritici R3-111a-1, 1088 nucleotides. RefSeq lists its product as hypothetical. The transcript has a single exon. Lineage: Eukaryota; Fungi; Ascomycota; Sordariomycetes; Magnaporthales; Magnaporthaceae. The record is from RefSeq and is a predicted model, not a curated record. Bases 37 to 894 code for a protein of 285 amino acids.
AACGGAGAGCGUCGCCGUCCACAGUCAAGACAAGAGAUGGGCUCAAGAACAACUAAACAAACAAGAUCCAAAAUGAAUAUAAACCCCAGCAGUCCGUCGCCAUUAGUGACAUCCAGAAACGUCUCUCCAUCGCACAUCACAAAGCAAGCCCCCAUCUCCAACUCCUCAACCCACAAACAAACACGACCCCUCCUAUCCCGUUUCAGUAUAAACCACACCCAACCCAACAUAAUGGCCGCCAACAAGCCCAACACCCCCUUCGUUCUCCCCCCGGCCAAGCUCGCCCACGUGGUCAUCAGCACCACCCAGUUCAAGCCCAUGGUGGCAUUUUACAAGACCGUCCUGGGCGGCCACUCGCCCUUUGAGACGGACACCAUGUCCUUCAUCACCUACGACGACGAGCACCACCGCAUCGCCAUCUUCGCCCACCCAGAAGCCGCCACCGCCACCACCACCACCACCGGCCCGCCGCAGCAGCACCGCAGCCCGGGCCUCGAGCACAUUGCCUUCACCUACCCCACGCUUGGCGACCUAAUCGCGUCGUACCGGCAUCGCAAGGCGCUCGGCAUCCUGCCCGCCUGGGCCGUCAACCACGGCCCGACCCUGAGCCUGUACUACGCCGACCCGGACGGCAACCAGGUCGAGAUGCAGGUCGACGCCUUCGCCACGGCCGACGAGACCACGGGCUUCCUCAGGUCGCCCGCCUUCGCCGAGAACCCCUUCGGCGUCGACGUCGACCCGGAGGACCUCGCGCGCCGCCUCGACGCCGGUGAGCCCGCCGCCGACCUGCUCCGCCGCCCGGACAUCGGGCCCCGCUCGCUCGACACCGUGCCCCGGCCCGCGCCGUCUGGGGAUCUGAGGGAGAGCUAUGAGCUGGUCGAGGAGUCUGCUUGAGGGGGGCCGUGGAUGCCCGGGGGUAUAUAGUGUGUAUAAGAGGGAGAGGAGGUAUCGAGCGUGGUUCUGUGGAAAGCACAACGUGUUGGGUCUUAAUGACCAUGAUCUCGGAAAGUAACGGUACAGAUGGGUAUUCUAGAGAACUACAUACAUUCCACUCAACUUGGUAAAACAUCUGACAAAAUCACCCGAUG